Molecule: messenger RNA, 1479 nt
Organism: Cuscuta epithymum
Lineage: Eukaryota; Viridiplantae; Streptophyta; Magnoliopsida; Solanales; Convolvulaceae
Source: the annotation of a GenBank genome assembly
AGUCAAUUGAGAUUGCUGCUUUAAAAAACUGAGUUCAGAACUGGGGACAUCAUAGUCACCGUCCGGAAAGUAAACAGACAGUCGGAAAUGGCGGAAGCAGGCGGCAGCGAUCCUCAGAAGCCGACAACGAUUACAGUGAAUGUUAAAUUCGCGGGAAGUUCGAUUCCAGUGGAUAUCUCCGCCGACUCUACGGUCAAAGAGCUCAAGUCUCUCCUUCAGCCGCUCACUAAUGUCCUCCCUCGCGGCCAAAAACUCAUCUCUAAAGGGAAAGUUCUUGUCGAUGAAAUGACACUUAGGUCCUCUGAAGUCAGCCAUGGCUCAAAGAUCAUGCUCAUGGCCUCCCAAGGUCUACACCAAGGGGACGGGCCAAUCAGAAAGGAAACUUCCUCAGUGUCAACUGUAAGAAGGCAGCCUGAUUCUGUGAAGCCUAAGAGGGGACAGCCUGAGGUUCCUGUUGAAAAGAGUCAGGUUGAACGAUGGAAGGUUACAGGAGUGUUGGCAUUAUCGGAGUGUAAUCUGAAGGCCAUCCCUGAUGAAGUAUGGGAAUGUGGACCUUCUGCAAGAUUUCUUGAUCUGAAUAGUAACUCCAUAAAAGAAGUUCCUGCCAGAAUUAGUCAUUUAAGUUCUCUUCAGAAACUGCUUCUUAAUGCAAAUGGCAUUGAGGACAAAUAUUUAAGCUGGGAAGGGAUAGAGUCUUUGAAGUCUUUGGUAGUUCUUUCUAUGAAUGAGAACAGGUUAACAAUCUUACCUUCCAACUUGGGCGCAUUGACAAGCUUGAAGCAGCUUCAUAUUGCCAAUAACAAGUUGACUUCUCUCCCAGUCGAGAUUGGUUUUUUAACACAACUUGAGGUUUUGAAGGCCAACAAUAACAGGUUAAGCACUAUUCCGACUAACAUAUGUGGGUGUUCUUCUCUUGUUGAAGUUGAUAUUUCAUCUAAUCUUCUGACUGAGUUACCUGAUACCCUUGGCAAGCUGAAGAAUUUGAAGGGAUUGCAUCUCAGAAACAACGGGCUCAAAUCUCUUCCCACUACUAUAUUCAGACUUUGUAAUCAACUCUGCACAUUGGAUCUCCAUGGUACUGAAAUAACGAUUGAUUAUCUCCGUCAACUAGACGGUUGGAAUGAAUUUGAUGAGAGACGGAUGUUAAAGCAUCAAAAGCAGCUGGAUUUCAGAGUGAGUAGUUCAGGCAAAUUUGAUGAAGGUGCUGAUAAAAACUGAAGAGUUAUAUAUACUCAAUGGCUGAAAGUCGCUACUACCGCAUUGAAAUUAAAACAUACGUAGUAUGUGAUUGUUCUUCCUUUGAAACAAUUUUCAAAAAUUCAUUGAAGCUUAUGAGGUUUGCAGAGCUACAAUGGCGCUCACAGAACUAUGUUACUAAGCAGGCGAUUUAUUAAAAUUUGGCUGGAGUAGUUUAAUGGGUUGUAAUUAAUAUUUGAAGUAGUGUAUAUUUUAUUAAUAGAAUUUAGAAAAGAUUACAUG